Molecule: messenger RNA, 2732 nt
Organism: Bactrocera oleae (olive fruit fly)
Lineage: Eukaryota; Metazoa; Arthropoda; Insecta; Diptera; Tephritidae
Source: RefSeq, a predicted model, not a curated record
UUGCUUUUAUAAAUAAAUUUCAAGUUUAUUGUUUUCCAUUGCUUCUCAUUUCGGACACACACAUCAUAAAGUUGCGAUUAUUUUUUCACAAAUCUGGAGAGCAAAAAUUAAGUGAAAAUAUUGUAAGCAACCGUGGAAAACGGAAAGUAGUUAAUACGUGUCAUCAUCGUUUAUAACAUUUUACUCCCCGAAAUUCUUAUCAGUUUGCCGAAACAAAAGUUGUGUGGAGCAAUUCGAGUACCUCCAACGCCAAUUCAUUAAUACAUCGCAGAUAUUUUGGAGUAGCUGGAAGAGGUAAAAAGAAAUUGUUCAAACAUAUUACAUAUUAAUAGAAAUGCUAAUAAAGAGCACAAAGUGCAGUGCGGUGGGAGGCGAUCAAAACUGGAAUCAUGUAGCAAUAUUAAUAUUGUAUAUUUACUAUAUUAUUUUAGGAGAAGCAAGCGCAAAGUAUAUAUGACAAGAACUCUUGUAACUAUAAUAAUGCAAUGCAAUUCUAUUGAAGUUUUGAUGCAUUGAUGCAUACAUUUAUAUAUACUUACAUAUUUAUAUGCAUCCGUUCAUACCCUGUCAUACGUAUGUACUUAGGUGUAUAAAUAGUACAUUGCUAAUCAACCUGCAUACAAGUUGCUAAUGUCCAUAUUUUUGCUGAGUAUGCAAUGGAAUGAUGGAUGAGAUACUCAAGUGUCAUAUCUUACUAAAUUGAAAUUUGUAAAAAUUAUUUUGCAAGAUGCAAAUACAUAUUCAGUUGCAUAAACACAACAUAUGUGAGCUUUGUUUGAACUUGUUUUGAUAAUCAGUGCUUUUAGUCUACAAGUUUUAUACAAUGUUCCAAACAUUUUUCCAAAGGUCGGUGACAGAUUGUGACCUAUAUGUAAUUGCCUUAUUCUACCUACUUUAACACAAUAUUUAAUGAUUUUUAUAAUAUUUUGUUCGCCUACGUUAAUAAAAGAAGAAGGUAAUAUGCAUUAAUUUUAAGCUUUUUAUAUAAUAACAAAUAAUAAUACUAUAUCCGGACUUACAUAUGUACGUAUACAUAUAUAUAUAUAUAAACCAAAUUAUAUAUAUAUAUAUAUAAUAUUUUUUUUUCAAAUUUUUUUGGUCUAAAUUAAAUGUUAUGCGUCCUUGUGCGUUUGUUUUGCUUUUCUUAUCUCUUUCCAAAAAAAAUGUAAAGAAAUACAGUGAAAUGUUACAAAAUAAUGAGAAAAUAAACAUACAAAAAAUAAUAAUUAAAAGUUGUCAUAAUGGGGGACAUUUUUGCAAGCUGUUUACAAUUUAUGUGCAUUGUCUCGGGUUCUGCUUUGUUCAAUUCGCAUUUAGAAAUCUUAUCAGUAAAACGAGACGUGUGAAGAAAAAAAUUGUGUUUUUUUACGAGCCGUAAGUACAUUCACUUUGUAUAAAAAUGUGCACAAUUCAAAAACUAAAGCUACAUUUGAAGGAGUUUAUAUUACUGCUUAGUUGAAGUUAAUUUGAAGGAAAAAUAAAAUUAUUUUGUACUUAAACAAGCAAUGGGUGAUGAAUUUGAUGGUUGCGAGUGUGUUUGGUCGCAUGAGUACGCAAUGCAGCGACUAUUAGCGAUGAUACGGCAGAGCCAAAAUCAUUGCACAGAUACGGAAUGCGUCGAUAUAUCGGGUCGCAUACGUGAGACCACUACAACUGGCACUGGAAAUGAGGAAAAUAACUUCACUAUGGUUACAAUGUUAAUGAUCUUUGCUGUGCUUAUGUAUUUGAUACUUCCGGAAUCGAUCAUGAAAUUAACAAAUACAAAACGGCGUUCGCAAAAACAAGAUCCUAAUGGUGGUUUGCCACCACCACCGCCGCCACCGGCACCGCCUGCAGUCAAUUAAUAUUGGCGCUUCGUUUCGUGCACACUGAAAACACUAAACUUUUUGUCUAUCAACUUUAAUUCAAUACAAAUAAGUUAACACCACCUAUUCUUUCCAAGUAUAAUUCUAAAUCAUUGUUCCCUAAGGGUUUUCUGUCAGGCGAAUUUACAUUGCAACCGUUCUAAAAUUAUUAAAAGAUGCUUAUAAUGGAUUAUAAUGGGUUUAAAAACAAAUUUCUGGAAUAAUUUAAAUUAUUGUGCAAUAAAAAUUGAAAAUUAUAUAGGCAUGUGAUCUAAAUUAUUGUGCAAUUAAAAUUGAAAAUUUUAUAGGCAUGUAAUCGAUCACGCAAAGAAAAUAUAUUUAUACAACUUUUAAAUCAUUUGUAAGUUUUCAAAUAAUACUUAAACUUUUUCUGUAACUUAUGCAAACCAUUCCAUGCAAGGAUUUCUCAAAUGAAAAUUAUGAGCACCAAAUUUGCUCGCAAAUCAAUAAGAAUAUAUCUGUGUAUAUAUUAGCAUAUGUGUAUGUACAUCUACCUGUAAUAUAUUUGAUUGUGCGAAUGUAUGAGUAAUGUGAUUUAAAUGAAAAUUUGUUUGGCUCGCUCUUGGUGUAUCUUAGAAGCGUGUAUUAACAUAAAGUGUUCUUUGUGAGAAACAUAUAAUUAAAAAAAAAACUAAGACGAUUUAGCAAAUGCCACUUAUUCAAAGCGAUUAAUGUUACCACACACAUAUAUAAAUGAAUGUGCGUAUAUACAUCUGCGUAUACAUAUCUGUAUAAAUAUUUUAUUUUUGAAUAUAUAUUGCAGCUUACAUUGUAUAUCACGAACUCGAAGUAGAUAGUUGGUAAUAUUUCUUAUGUUAAAUUCAUACACAUAAUCUGAAUAAAUAAAUUUACAACUACUCACAUUAA